AUGGUAAUUUACUAUAUUUUAUUGGAAACUUAAGCAAUCUAAAAGCAAACUUUAAUUAUACAGACAAGCUUUAAAUAUAGGAGUGUCUUUGUUACUCUACAUAAAGUAUUUCUAAGGAACAAUUAUUAAGCUAGUUAUUAAAUAAGAAAAGCAUAUAUCAAGAAAAUUUGCAUGCUAUAGUUUACUACAGCCCUUCUAAUACUUAGUUUUUGUUAGAAAAUAUUUAAUUUUUAAAAGAAAAUAAUGUUGAUUUUAAUAUUUCUUCUGUUUCUAAACACAUUGCUUUUGGGAAAAAGACUUUAAAUGAACUUUAAAAAUUUAAAGAAAUUCAUAGUAUUUCUGAUAGUCGAGUAUUUGUAUGUGAAAACUCUACUUUUGAUGAUAUUUUAAAAAUAUUAUCUACUAAUUUAUGAAUAUUUAACUUAUUUUAAAUAUUUUAAAGUAGAAUUUAAUUAGCAUUUUAUACUUGUAAAAAAAAGAUUUUGUUUGUGUACUUUUCUACUUUUAAAAGAUUUAUAAAAAGAUCUACAAUUUUUAGUCUUAUUUCCAUUAUUAUUUUGUGUAGCUCUGUUUUUCAAUUAAAAACGGGUUAGAAAAAAAAAUUAAAAAUUUAGGUUUAAUUAACAAAAUAUUUGA
Messenger RNA from Tetrahymena thermophila SB210, 636 nucleotides. RefSeq names its product transmembrane protein, putative. The transcript is spliced from 2 exons. The record is from RefSeq and is a predicted model, not a curated record. Lineage: Eukaryota; Ciliophora; Oligohymenophorea; Hymenostomatida; Tetrahymenidae.